UUCGGCAAUGUGGCUGCGUACGAAACAAAGGGACACACUUAGUGGGGGGGGGGGCGGGGGGGAAAACUACGAAGCGGUUGUACAGAAGAAGAAGAAGAAGAAGAAGAAGAAGAAGAAGAAGAAGAAGAAGAAGAAGAAGAAGAAGAAGAAGAAGAAGAAGAAGAAGAAGAAGAAGAAGAAGAAGAAGAAGAAGAAGAAGAAGAAGAAGAAGAAGAAGAAGAAGAAGAAGAAGAAGAAGAAGAAGAAGAAGAAGAAGAAGAAGAAGAAGAAGAAGAAGAAGAAGAAGAAGAAGAAGAAGAAGAAGAAGAAGAAGAAGAAGAAGAAAAGGAAGAAGAAGAAAAAAAGGAGCUAUUGUAACGGUGGAAGUGUUGU
This is a messenger RNA of Closterium sp. NIES-67, 372 nucleotides long. The record is from the annotation of a GenBank genome assembly. NCBI's taxonomy places the organism in Eukaryota, Viridiplantae, Streptophyta, Zygnematophyceae, Desmidiales, Closteriaceae.